AUGGGGCAGUCGUGUUUUCGCACUCAUGACGUACAUGAAAAGAGUAGUCCCAGAGAACAUCAUACAACCUCUGCGUCAAGGCGGGAGAUUAAGUUGGCGACAGGGGGUGUAGAACUCUCUGAAAUUUCAAAGGUUGAUUCACAAACUCGACCUACUGGCACGUUUACAGAGGCGACAACGGUACGGUGCCACCCUUAUCUUAAAGGUGAUGCCGUUGAAAACCCUGAAGUGUUAAAUCUACUGUCAGUACAACCCAAAUCUAUGUCCCCAAAAUAUCGAGGCUUUCCGGGCAUCUUCAGGAAUGGCACUGCAGCAUUGUCGCUGCGUUCGUGUGAGGAGGCAAAUAUGCCCCACCAUUUCAUUGUGGGAGGUGAGGAUGGUAAUAUUGUUCUCGUUGACUAUGAGUCAGGAGAAACGGUUCGUCGAUGGUCUGGGGCUCACGGGCGCGAUGUGAAUUGUUUGACAAAGCCUCUUCAUAGUGGUAUCUUUGCUUCAGCUAGCCGAGACAAACUUGUUAAGGUUUGGAAUCUUCAAGGUGACCAGCCUCUGUGCGAGCUGCAAGGGCACACUGUAAAUGUGACAAGCGCCACUUUGAAUUUGGAUGGCACUUUUCUUGUUUCAGGAAGUCGCGACAAUACAGUUCGUCUGUGGAAUGUGGAGCGGGCAGAAGAAAUGGAGUGCUGCGACGUCAAACAGAACAUCGUGCACUUUGUGCAGUGGGUACCUCGGUUACACUGUGUGGCGCAAGGCGGAGAAGAUUUGACCCUGCGAUUGUGGGAUAUGCGAAUGAGCUUAUGUGGUGACGAAAUAGUGGGACUGAGACUCUCUUCCACGCUUAGUUGCAUGGACUAUCAUCCCAUAUGCUGUGAGUUGAUGCCGAAUGCUUCGGGAUGUACACUGUUGACUGGGCAUAACGGAUUUAAUGGCUAUGGAGCUUACAUAGUAGAGUGGGACUUGCGCAUGCAAAAACGUGUGCGAACCGUUUACGGUCACAAAGGUACCGUUCGGAGUAUCUCUAGGUGUAUUUUGCCAGAAACAUCAUCUUGUCAGCAGCAAUUCGUAAGCGGAGAUGAUGAUGGGGCCCUUGCCUUCUUUUCGACGGAUCCCAGCACUGGCGAAACAGAUGUUAACAUUGAACCAAGGAACAUCUGCACCCUUCCUGAAGGUGGCGUUACGUCUCUAGAUGCUUACACUGGCGGAGAUGUUUUGGCUUCCACGCGAGAUGGGACCGUUAUUGUUUUUUCGCCAAGAAGUCGGAAAGCAGGACUGAUGGUGCCUAUGGAGCCCUUCAGAUACUUUGGAAGUGAGGGUUUAUCACAAUAA
Molecule: messenger RNA, 1323 nt
Organism: Trypanosoma grayi
Lineage: Eukaryota; Euglenozoa; Kinetoplastea; Trypanosomatida; Trypanosomatidae
Product: WD repeat domain 31
Exons: 1
Coding region: 1-1323 (440 amino acids)
Molecular function (GO): protein binding
Source: RefSeq, a predicted model, not a curated record